Molecule: messenger RNA, 3171 nt
Organism: Spea bombifrons (plains spadefoot toad)
Lineage: Eukaryota; Metazoa; Chordata; Amphibia; Anura; Pelobatidae
Gene: MGAT5
Product: alpha-1,6-mannosylglycoprotein 6-beta-N-acetylglucosaminyltransferase
Exons: 17
Coding region: 291-2522 (743 amino acids)
Biological process (GO): protein N-linked glycosylation
Cellular component (GO): Golgi apparatus
Molecular function (GO): alpha-1,6-mannosylglycoprotein 6-beta-N-acetylglucosaminyltransferase activity
Source: RefSeq, a predicted model, not a curated record
GAGAAUGCGCCAAGAGACUGCUGCGUCUACCAAUGGGCUGUGGGGGAGAUGCGCCCUGUGCCUCAUGUAAUCAGCAUCCGAGAUCGCGAUGAGACUGCCCCGGAGAGGAUGCGACAUCCCAGCCCAGCACUGCGAACUGGCAGCAGAACUAUGGAGCUGAACAGCGGGCUACUGGAGGAACUCAAUGAGCAGUCUGACAAAGCUUUCUGAAUGUGGAUAUGAUGGAUUUAAGCGCUCCUUGCGUCGCUUGAGAUCAUUGGGUUGGUAUAAUAAGCACAUUUUUGGAGGCCAUGGCGUCUUUCGCUCCAUGGAAGUUGUCCUCACAGAAGCUCGGCUUCUUCUUGGUGACUUUUGGCUUCAUUUGGGGCAUGAUGCUGCUACACUUCACCAUCCAGCAGCGGACUCAGCACGAGAGCAGCUCCAUGCUCCGCGAACAGAUCCUCGAUCUCAGCAAGAGAUACAUCAAAGCCCUGGCAGAGGAAAACAGAAAUGUCGUGGAUGGACCAUAUGUCGGAACAAUGACGGCAUACGACCUGAAGAAGACCCUGGCAGUUCUCCUGGACAAUAUUUUGCUGCGUAUUGGGAAACUGGAGUCAAAAGUGGAUAAUUUGGUAGUUAACGGCACUGGGUCCAACUCCACAAACGGUACAGUGCCCCCCACCCCUACCGGCUUCGUUCCUGGGGAUAAAGUUAACGUAGCUGAUCUUCUUAACGGGGCCCAAGAACAGUGUGAAUUGCCUCCCAUGGAUGGCUACCCUCACUGCGAGGGCAAAGUAAAGUGGAUGAAGGAUAUGUGGCGGUCUGACGUCUGCUACUCGAACUACGGGGUCGAUGGAUCCACCUGCUCCUUUUUUAUUUACCUCAGUGAGGUUGAAAACUGGUGUCCUCGACUGCCGUGGAGAGCUGUAAAUACAAACGAAGAAGCGGACAAAAAGACUAUGGCUGAAAUCCGUACCGAUUUCAACCACCUUUACCAAGUAAUGUUAAGGCAUGAAGAAUUCCGGUGGAUGACCCUGAGAAUAAAGAGGAUGGACGACACUUGGAUCGAAGCAGUCAAGUCGCUAGCGGAAAAGCAAAAUCUUGAAAAGAGGAAACGAAAAAAGAUCCUUGUUCAUCUGGGGCUUUUGACGAAGGAAUCCGGAUUCAAGAUAGCUGAAAAUGCGUUUAGCGGGGGCCCGCUCGGAGAAUUAGUGCAGUGGAGCGACCUCAUCACAUCUCUUUACUUGCUGGGCCACGAUGUAAGGAUUUCGGCUUCAAUAGCCGAGCUCAAAGAAAUAAUGAAGAAGGUGGUGGGUAACAGGUCUGGCUGCCCUACGCAGGGCGACAAGGUGGUGGAGCUGAUCUACAUCGAUAUAGUGGGACUUGCUCAGUUCAAAAAGACCCUGGGACCGUCGUGGGUUCACUACCAGUGCAUGUUGCGAGUUUUGGACUCAUUUGGUACGGAGCCGGAGUUCAAUCACGCCCAUUACGCGCAAUCUAAAGGCCACAAGACCCCGUGGGGGAAAUGGAAUCUCAACCCUCAGCAGUUCUACACCAUGUUCCCUCACACUCCGGAUAACAGUUUUCUGGGGUUUGUGGUGGAGCAACAUCUGAACGUGAGUGACAUCAGACACAUGAAUGACAUCAAAAGACAGAACCAAUCGCUCGUUUACGGGAAAGUAGACAAUUUCUGGAAGGACAAGAAUAAGUACUUGGAUAUCCUCCACAACUACAUGGAAGUUCACGGCACUGUGCACGAGAAGGGGACCGUUUACAUGCCCAAUUACGUUAAGAACCACGGGAUCCUCAGCGGCCGCGACCUGCAGUUCCUCCUCCGAGAAACAAAACUGUUUGUAGGUCUGGGCUUCCCGUACGAGGGACCGGCACCCCUGGAAGCCAUUGCGAAUGGCUGUGCCUUCCUGAACCCCAAGUUUAGCCCCCCAAAAAGCAGCAGGAACACAGAUUUCUUUAAAGGCAAACCAACUCUGAGAGAGCUGACGUCGCAGCACCCCUACGCCGAGGUGUACAUCGGAAAACCGUACGUGUGGACCGUGAAUAUUAAUAAUCCCGAGGAGGUUGAGAAAGCCGUCAAAGCCAUUCUGAGUCAAAAGAACGAGCCGUACCUGCCCUACGAAUUCACCUGCGAGGGAAUGCUUCAGCGGGUCAACGCGUUCAUCGAAAAACAGGACUUCUGUCACGGGCAGGUUAUGUGGCCCCCAUUAAGCGCGUUACAAGUGAAGCUCGCCGAACCUGGAAAAUCCUGCAAACAAGUUUGUCAAGAAAAUCAGCUGAUCUGCGAACCUUCAUAUUUUCAGCAUCUCAACAAAGACAAAGACUUGGCUAAAUAUGGAAUCCAGUGCUUGUCAUCGGAUACCACCAAUGAUAUUCUGGUCCCUUCGAUUGAAGAAAAAAGAAAACAUUGCGUCCUUCAAGGCGAUCUCCUGCUCUUCAGCUGCGCGGGACACCAUUUAACGCAUAAAAGGAUUUGUCCUUGCAGAGACUAUAUGAAGGGGCAAGUAGCGAUCUGUAAGGACUGUCUAUAGCAUACAGUAACCAUUGGACGCGUGAGACCAGCGGGCGAGUUAAAGGUCCUGCACCCGCACUUUGAGUCCAUUGGAUGCAACUUGACGUGGCCACCAAAGGUCCAUGUACAUCUUCAACAAGUGUGUGGGCGAUAUGCACCCGAGGAUGCUCUGGAACCCUCCUCGAGCUGUGAAAUCAAUGCGAAUUCUCCUUUCACCAUUCGUUUGUUACAAGUAUCAAGCGCUCUCUGACACCCUUAUUUUAUUAAGGAGUUUGGAUUGUGGAAAAAUCUAAGAUAGAUAGAAUUUCACAGCAUGAGCCUCAAUGGACAUUAAAAAAACAAAAAAAAGCAUGACUACUCGGAAAUAUCUCCUUACAGGAUAAUCUACUGAAGACUUGCAAAGAAAAAAAUGGUUUUGGGGGUUAUUUACGCUUCGUAUUUGAGGUAUAAGCAGCGUAUCCGCCCCUUUAAAAAAAAAAAAAAAAGGCUACGAAACAAGGUGGCCGCCGCGUAUGCAUCGAAACGGUUUACACAGAUAUUAGGGAAAUAUUCUAAUAUUUUUCUCGUGAAGACUGGCUGUUAUGAUUAUAAUUUCCUAACUUCUUAGUAGAAAAAAAAAUGGUCAAACAAGCCACAAGAAAAAGAGAGAGAAAAAAAAUGAAAAGAAA